Schistocerca gregaria is the source of this 2234-nucleotide messenger RNA. Its product is annotated as solute carrier family 2, facilitated glucose transporter member 10-like. The coding region runs from base 224 to 1993 and encodes 589 amino acids. Gene Ontology annotation, biological process: transmembrane transport. Gene Ontology annotation, molecular function: transmembrane transporter activity. The transcript is spliced from 8 exons. Lineage: Eukaryota; Metazoa; Arthropoda; Insecta; Orthoptera; Acrididae. Gene Ontology annotation, cellular component: membrane. The record is from RefSeq and is a predicted model, not a curated record.
GAAUCGUCUUCUCGCCUCUCGCCGUCCUAGCCGGUGGAAUAUCUUCAGAGUCAAAGACAAAUUCGUUGUUUAGUUGUCUUACAAUGUUUUCAUAUUUUAUUUGUAUUAAAAAACACGGCUUUGUUAGUGCUGAAGCAGGUGAACGACAUUAUUUGGCGUGAAUUUGGUUCGCAGAUUGAUUUUGAUUUGUGUGAUGUCUUGAAGAGCCUGGACAACUGUCAUUAUGUCCGACGAAGAAGAUACAACGAUUUUACUAAGUGGAAGAAAAGAGGGAAGGGAAAAGUCUGUGACUGUUACACCUCCGCCGGUAAUAAUAAAAAGCAAUAAUAAUGCAGUCACAGACAAAUCUCAGAGCCAUGCCAUCCUUGCUUCGUCAGUGGCGAUGCUGGGAGGCUUGGCGUUUGGUUAUGACAUAGGAUCAAAUGACAGUAUUCUUCACGAGAUGGAACUUUCAUUUAGACUGACAUGCCUUCAGCAGCAUAUGACAUUCAAUAUGUGGCUCGUAGGAGCCGCAAUGGCAUCUGUUUUCGGCGGUGUACCCGUUGACAGACUUGGUCGGCGUUGGAGCACCGUAUGUGCAAACAUAAUGCUGAGUGUUGGAUCAGCUGUCUCUAUACUGUCAUCUUCAUAUGCAAUGUUGUUAUGUGGGCGCCUGGUCGCAGGUUUUGGUGGAGCGCUGUCAGCAGUUGCUCUGCAUGUUUAUUUAGCAGAAUUGGCAACUCCUGUGUCCCGGGGGAAGCUUGUACAGGCCUUCCAUCUGGGGGCAGCAGCCGGCAUAGUCCUGGCUGGCAGUGUCGCAGGUGGUGGUGUGCACUGGCUGGCAGCAGCGAGCUUAGGUAUUCUUCCACCACUCGUUGCUGCAGCACUGGCCGUUCGUCUGCCUCCGUCUCCACACUUCACCAUUUUGCGGCAUGUUGCCGGAGACCCCAGCACUAGAGGGUCAAGUAGUUCAGUAGCAGCAGCUGGCAGCCUGCUUGAGACACUAGCUUUGGCGUUGGUGUUGGUGUCUGUGGUGCAGUUUUCCGGACACUCCUCGGUGGCAUUGUACACUCGUCGUCUUUUUGCCCUGCUUGGUGUCUGCAGUGAAAGUGCAGGAGUUGUCACCGAUAUUACCAUAGGCAUUGUGAAGGUAUGCUUCACUGGCAUGUCAGUGUGCUUGGUGGAUAGAAUUGGACGACGUCCUGCUCUGCUAGUGGCUACAACAUGUGCAAUGUUAUCAGUUGCUCUGCUUGGUGCUUUCUCAGCAUAUGGUGGCUCAUCAACAAGCUGGACAAAUCCAUGCAAUGCAGUCCCUUCCAUUUCCUCUCAACCUCAACUCAUUCAGUACAGUGUCGGUGAAGUUGUGGCUCCAGACUUACCGACAGGUUCACCACCACCCUUCCCAAUGCUGCCGACACCAGUGCCUCUCAUUGCAGAACCAGCACCACGCUGCAUGCAACAUGAAGCCCAGCCACCUGCAGCUGCUCAUGUGCUGGCAAUCUUAUCAGCACUAUGCUACCAGGCAGCAUAUGCUUUUGGACUGGGACCUGUGACAUGGCUGUUACUGGCAGAACUCUUUCCGGCCACCACCAAGGGACGCGCUUUAGCACUCACAGCUGGAGUUUACUGGUUGGAUGACUUCAUUGUUCGCUCAACAUUUUCCAGUAUGGUUGAGUCCCUCUCAGUGGCUGGAACAUUUCUACUCAAUAGUGUAGUGUGCAUGAUGGGAAUUUUACUGAUAUUUUUGUUUGUACCAGAAACUAAAGGCAAAUCUUUACAUCAGAUUGCACAAGAACUGAAGAAUGUGUCCCCCAAAACACGAAUGUACCAAAAUCUCCAUGGCCUGCCAUGCUUAAGUAAUAAUGAGUGGCUUCUGCACAAAUCAAGACAGUAUCGUCAAGUUUCUCAUUCCGGAAUGGAGAGCACAAAGUGCCACGGGCCGCAGAAGGCGGUCCGGACGGGCGAUGUGAGCUGCUGCUGGCAUAUGCCGGUGCGUGGCACUCGCACUCUGUGAGCCAGCAGGUUGUGCACGCGAGCCGCCUUUUUGUGCCGGACCGCGGUGGCAGGAGCGCGUGAGUUCCAGGUAGGCGGCGGGGUGACGAACACUGGGCACGCGGCGUGGUGGCUGAGGCUGCGGCCGCAGCUGGCAGCUACAAGGCUGCUUCAGCGCUCGCUAUCAUCUGUCACCAGAGCGAAAGGAGUCGACGGGAGACCCGGGGCGCUCAACGCAAACAAUAAAUCGAGUUCAGAAACUU